CGAUCAGCCAGAAGCAAACGCAGGUAUAUAUAUGGCUGCCCCGUCUCCGAUCUUGGAAUCAGCAGUGUGAUCGGACUUGCGCCUACAUCUUCAGGGCAGUCUACUUAUCUUCUCAUUGCCUUCAAGCUCGACUCAAGGUCUCUCCAACACCAUGUCAAGCACCAACCGCCCCGCGGACCCAUUGGCAAAGGGUAUCAUCCCUACCGCCAAACAGGGUCUCAAGGACUUGUUCACCUGGGACCAACGUGUAGUUGUUCGCAAUGACUACGGAGAGGAGCACUGCGAGUGGCAGAAGCCAGAGCCUCUCAAGAACCCUAUCAGUCUGUUCGCUCAGCUUGGAUGGAAGGAUUGGCUAUACUUCCUCGUCGGUUUCCUCGCAUGGACUGCCGAUGCCUUCGACUUCCACGCCUUGUCGAUCCAGACAACCAAGCUUGCCGACUACUACGACACAUCCAACACUGCCAUAUCAACUGCUAUUACCCUAACACUGCUUCUCCGCUCUGUCGGUGCUGCUAUGUUCGGUGUAGCUGGUGACAAGUUUGGUCGCAAGUGGCCCAUGGUUCUCAACAUGAUCAUCUUGGGUCUUCUCCAGGUUGCUACAAUUUACGCUGGUACCUUCCAGCAAUUUUUGGCCGUCAGGAGUCUUUUCGGUCUCUUCAUGGGAGGUGUUUACGGAAACGCCAUCUCCAUGGCACUUGAGAACUGCCCUGUCAACGCUCGUGGUCUCAUGAGUGGUAUCUUGCAGCAAGGUUACUCAUUCGGUUACGUCCUUGCCGCGUGCGCCAAUUUGGGUGUCGGUGGCGCAACAAACACCUGGAAGACGGUGUUCUGGGUCGGUGCCGGUUUCUCUAUCGCAGUUGGUUUCAUCCGUGUCCUCUUCCCUGAGUCGAAGCAGUUCCUUGAGGCGAAGAAGGCCGGUCACCGAAAGGCGCCUGGUGCUUUCUGGGCCGAGACAAAGCAAAUGCUUCGCAAGGAGUGGAAGAUGUGUGUCUACUGCAUCAUCCUCAUGACUUGGUUCAACUACUACUCCCACACUAGCCAGGACAGCUACACCACCUUCAUGAAGGAGCAGAAGCAUCUCAGCCCCGCCGGUGCCACUCGCGCCUCUAUUCUCAUGAAGACUGGUGCCUGUGUUGGCGGUACUAUCCUCGGAUACACUUCGCAAUGGUUCGGUCGUCGCCGCAUGAUCGUCUGCGCUGCUCUCAUCUCCGGCUGCCUUAUCCCUGCCUGGAUUCUCCCCACUACCGAGGGUGGUUUGUCCGCAUCUGGUUUCAUGAUCCAGUUCUUCGUCCAGGGUGCCUGGGGAGUCAUUCCCAUUCACUUGAGCGAGCUGUCCCCACCUGCUUUCCGUUCUUCCUUCGUCGGUAUCACCUACCAACUCGGAAACAUGAUUUCCUCGCCCUCUGCUCAGAUCGUCAACGCCGUCGCUGAAGCCACUAUGAUCAACACUGCAAAGGGUGAGCAGUCGCCCGCUUACGGACCAGUCAUGGGUGUUGCUACUGCGAUCAUCGCUAUCGGUAUUGCAGUUACCACUGCUAUUGGUCCUGAGAAGAAGGGUCGUCACUUCGAGGAGGCUGGUCCUAUCGGUGCCAACAUUGAGCCUGUUAAGGACAUUGAGUCCGGCAGCAUUCACAGCGAGAAGGACGGUGCUAAGGCGGUUGAAGUCAUUGACGGCUCCAACCACAACGAGAAGGCUUGAGCGUAAUGCUCGCCUGGGUCUUGUCUGCAGUGCACAAAGUUUGUGCGCGGCGCGAGCCGUUGGGUUGAACCCAAAAUGAUGAUACCACACAGGUAACUGCGACCAUGAGAUAUGAUGAAUGAAUACAAACAUUAAACAAUAAACCUUUCCCACUUCCCCAAGCUUUCCUUGUGAUGUCAAUAACGAUCAUGUAUCACCUUCCAAUGACACAGAUCACGUCCAGCUUGUUUCAGGUCACAUGCCAUCCCUUCUGCAUACUCC
Alternaria alternata is the source of this 1960-nucleotide messenger RNA. RefSeq names its product carboxylic acid transport protein. Gene Ontology annotation, biological process: transmembrane transport; carboxylic acid transport. NCBI's taxonomy places the organism in Eukaryota, Fungi, Ascomycota, Dothideomycetes, Pleosporales, Pleosporaceae. The record is from RefSeq and is a predicted model, not a curated record. Gene Ontology annotation, molecular function: carboxylic acid transmembrane transporter activity. The coding region runs from base 152 to 1699 and encodes 515 amino acids. Gene Ontology annotation, cellular component: plasma membrane. The transcript has 3 exons.